AAAUCAUCCAGGAAGGUGACUAUAUUUAGCCUGUGAGAGUCCUCGAAAGCCUCAGUACACACAGGACUUCCACCUCUGCUCUGCCUUCUCAGGCAAUUACUUCCCAAGAAGGCUGUGCACCUUGUGUUCCCACACUGCAACCAAGAUGUCAGAUAAAGCCAUAGAGAACGGAGAAGCAUUUGUGGCUGAUGCCCUCCUGCAGGAGUCUCAGUGGGAUGAGGAGGAAGAGGAAGACCCCUCCCAGCCAUCCUCUGCUGGUUCUACUCCUGGGGGGCCACCACCAGGACCCGAUUCCACAGACCAGCCCAAAAAAAAAGAAAGGGAUUUCUCCAGCACUGCAGUCAAGGUUGGUGCAGCCGUGGCAGGAGGAGUGGUGGCCGUGGGUGCUGUACCCGUGGUGCUGGGUGCCAUGGGCUUCACCAGCGCAGGCAUCGCUGCCUCCUCCAUAGCUGCCAAGAUGAUGUCAUCAGCUGCCAUUGCCAAUGGGGGCGGAGUUGCUGCUGGUGGCCUGGUGGCCACUCUACAGUCAGUGGGGGCAGCUGGACUCUCCAUGUCAUCCAACAUCCUCCUGGGCUUGACUGGGUCAUCUAUUGGGGGCUGGCUGGGGUCUAAAAUAAAGGUACCCUCUUCCUCCGAGAAUGGUUCGGAUAAGGAUGGGAAAUAAAGAGGAGAUGCUGUGACCUUC
Messenger RNA from Myotis davidii, 685 nucleotides. It is a transcript of the gene IFI27L1, whose product is annotated as interferon, alpha-inducible protein 27-like 1. Lineage: Eukaryota; Metazoa; Chordata; Mammalia; Chiroptera; Vespertilionidae. Gene Ontology annotation, cellular component: mitochondrion; membrane. Bases 146 to 664 code for a protein of 172 amino acids. The record is from RefSeq and is a predicted model, not a curated record. Gene Ontology annotation, biological process: apoptotic signaling pathway. The transcript has 6 exons.